Plasmodium vinckei vinckei is the source of this 2700-nucleotide messenger RNA. Its product is annotated as conserved Plasmodium protein, unknown function. Bases 1 to 2700 code for a protein of 899 amino acids. Lineage: Eukaryota; Apicomplexa; Aconoidasida; Haemosporida; Plasmodiidae. The record is from RefSeq and is a predicted model, not a curated record. The transcript has a single exon.
AUGAAUUUAUUUAGCAGUAAUUCUGAGAAUAGUAGUGUACAUAAUGAGGAGAAAAAAAAUAUAAAUAAAGCUUAUAACAAUGAUACAAUUUUGCUUAGUAAUAAUGAAACGAAUAAAAUAAAGAAACGGAAAAAUGGUCUUAAAAAAAAUUGUUUGUUUAGUAGUAAUUCAGAUAGUAAUAAUGAUAUAGACAAAAAAAAUAAAAUAAAAAAAAGAAAAAAAAAACUUAAAAAGGGAAAUAAUAUUUUGAGUAACAAAUUGGAUGGUAGUUACAAUCAUGAUGUGACAGAAUUUGAAAAAAAAGAAAAGAACCUAUUUAAUAAUAACAUAAAUGAUAAGAUUCAUUCACCUGAGAAAGGAAAAAAUAAAACAACUGAAAAAAGCUUGUUUAGUAGUAAUUCAAGUGACACAAAAAGCGAAAAAAAUAGAAAUGGUAUGACAUUUAAUUAUUCCCUUUUUAGUGAUGACAAUUCAGAAAGUGUAGUGAGUCAGGGUGUAAAUAAAAAAAAAAUAAAAAUAGGAUAUAAUGAAUCUUUAAAAAGUGAAAAAAAUAAAAUAGCUAGUCGAAAUAACAAAAAAAAUAAAAGAUUGAAUAGUAGAGCCAAAUUAAAUAACAUUUCAAAUAUAAGUAAAAGUAGUAAUAGUUCAAAUGAAAAUAGAAAUAAAAAAAAAAAAAAAUAUGAGCAUAAUCUUUUUGAGGAUGAUACUUUAGAAAGUUAUGUGUCUCACGAAGAAGAAGAAGAGAGGAGUGACAACAAAAAAAAUAAAAAGACAAAAAAGCUAACAAAAAUUGUAAAAAAAAAUAAAGGAAAAAACAAAAUAGCCAAUAAUAACGAAACAUUAGAUAAGUAUAUAGAAAAUGAUGUGAGGGAAAUAAAAAAAAAUGACAAUGAAGAUAAAAACAAAAGUAGUGGAUUUGCAAAUGAAACUUAUGAUAGUAAAAAGAGUAGAUCAGAGAGUUUGUAUAGGUUAGUAAAAUUUGAACAACUAAAAAAAAAAGCUCAAAGGAAAUUAAAAUUUUUGAGUAUUGUUGAUAUGGAAAAGGAUGAAAAUGAAUCGGAAAGUGAAUCUGAGAAUGAAUCUGAAAAUGAUUAUUCGGAAGCUGAUUCUAUUUUAAAUGAGUCAGACAAAAGUAGUAAAACUUUAGAAAAUUCUUUUUUUUCAGAUAAUUAUGAACAUUCAGAAAAUGAUGAAACACAGAAUAAUAGUGAACAAAGUGAAAAUAUCGAUACGAUUGAUAUAUAUAACUAUUAUUACAUAGACAAUGAAGUAAAAGAUGUAAAUAAAAAGAUUGAUCUUGAAAAAGUAAUACCUCCAUCAACUGAAGCAAGGUAUGAUGAGCUAUAUAAUAUGUUAUUUGGAUUCGAUAAUUCUAAGUCAGUCAAAAAUGUAGAUAUAAACCCAAGCAAUAACAAUGAGGAUAAAAAUGGAUCUAUACAUGCUUAUAAUGAGAAUAGAUGUAAAGAAAGUCAAAAAAAUAAAGAGAAAAAAAAAGAAAUAAAAAAAUCAUUGGAAAAAAAUUUUAUUUUAUACAGAAACUUUAGAAAUUUAAACAAUGAAAUAUCAAGACAAAAUAAUAAAAAGGGACUUAUAUUAAAAGAAAUAGUAUCAUCAUUCAUUAGAUUGAUAAAUGAAAACAUGCUAAAUAAUGUUGGAAAUGUUGGAAAUGGUGAAAAUGGUGAGCAUGUUGGAAAUCGUGAGCUUGGUGAAAAAAGAACAAGCAGGAUAGAGUAUGAAGAGGAUUUUAAUGAAACAAGCGAGGUUGAGGAAAUGUUCAUCAGUUUUGAGCAAAAUGAAAACAAUAAAAGAGGAGACGAAGAAUUAUUUAACAUUGACAAUGUUGGUAAUGUUUGUAGUGGCGAGUUAAAGAAUGAAAAUAUUGACAGCUUAAAAAAUAAAGAAUGCUUCUGCCUAUUUUGUAAAGAACAAAAUGAGGUACUACAAAAAGAUAAAAUAAAUUUAAUAAUAUUUAAAAUUAUAAAAGACAAUAAAAAUAAAAAUACAAUGAUUAAAUCAUUUUUUAUGAAUAAUUAUAUUUUUAAAUUGUUUAUAAAUCAUUCGAUACAUAAUAAAUAUAUUAUAGUUGUUUGUAAGGAGAGGAAGAAUGAAAAGGGAUAUAAAUAUUCAAGCUAUUAUAAAUGGAGUACAUUAAUAAUAAAACGGUUUAAUAUUAAGAAAAUUUUACAUGUUAUACCUAAAAAGGUAGUACUUACAAAUAUAGCUAUACAUAUAUAUGCUAUAAAUAUUUUAAAUGAAAAUGAAAAAUUAAUAGUUGUAAUAAAUUUUUUAAAAUGGAAAAAGAUCAGAAAGAAUUAUCAUGAAAUUUUAAAACUAAAUAAUAAAGAAAGAUAUACAAAUUUAAUAAUAUAUAAAAAGUUUUCUUUUUUUAUUAAUUUAAUUGAUAAAUAUUGUUCUAUAAAAAAUAUAAAUUUAGACAUAAAUAAUAAUGAUGAUAAAAUGGGUUGUAAUGCAAGAAUAUCUAACAUUGACAAGUCAGAGUUUUAUGGCAACCCAAAUAAAAUAAAAAAUAAUACACACUAUAGUAAUACUUAUAACGAACUAAAAGUAAAUGAAAUUGAAGAAAAUUUGAAUAUACAUUUGGAAAAUUCAGAUUUACAAUUUGUUUUAGUAGACCCAUUGAAUGUGUCAUCGCAUAAUGAAUCAUAUCUUUAUCCGUCUCAUUGUGUAAUACUAUUUUAG